UUAUAAUGUUAAUGUACCAGUUAAUGCAGUGUUAGGAAAACAGUCGUAUUGUGUUGGUUGAAAUAUUUGCGUCCCUUGUCGGGAAAAAUAAGUAAAUCCGCCAAAAACAUCAUUAUUAUUGCUUUUGAUUUUAUUGUUUAUAGCGAAUAACUGGUGAUACAGAUAAUACCGAAAAUGAGUACUAACAGCGGCAACAUUACGAAUGGUGGUGUGGCCCCACCUCAAGAUAAACGUGAUCUAUUGGCCUUGUUGAAGCUUAUAAAGAAAUACAAUCUCAAACAAACUGAGGAGCUACUAUGCCGUGAAGCUAAUAUCACAAAUAAGGAAUUAGAAGAAGUUAAUGAUAUUGAAAUAAACUCUUUGCUUACAUCUGCUCUUGGCGAUGGACACGAUCAUCAUAAUGGUUUGGCAGCGAGUGGCGCAAGUGGGUCUAGCAACGAUCCAGAAAUAUAUGAAGCGGCUUAUGCAGAUCUACGCAACUUUGUAGAGGAGUCCUUGGACAUUUACAAACAUGAGUUAUCUAUGGUUCUGUAUCCAAUAGUCGUGCAAAUAUAUUUUAAACUUGUACAAGGAGGUUUUUCGGAACAAGCACGAAAAUUUGUGGAAAAGUAUGGUCCAGACUUGGAUCAUUACUUUCGUGAUGACUUACAAAACUUGCUUAUGAUAACAAAAAGAUCCGACCUGGAAAAUAACGACACUGUUACAGCUAUGGAAUUAGACAAAUUCGUCAUACGCAUGUCGCGUGAUUCCCAUUCCUUAUUUAAGCGACACAUACAAGAUCGUAAACAAGAAGUAAUAGCAGAUAUAGUUGCAAAAUAUUUACAUUUUGACACAUAUGAAGGAACAGCUCGUAGUAAAGCUCAAUGUGAUGUGAGUACGGGAUCUAUAACUGGCGAAGCAAAGCGACAAGAUAAUAAAAUCCGUGUAUAUUACGGACUGCUGAAAGAAGUCGAUUAUCAAACAUUAACCACACCUGCACCUGCUCUGGUUGAGGAGGAAGAUGAUAACGAUCCCGAUGCACCAGACAAGCCUAAGAAAAAGAAACCAAAAAAAGAUCCACUUUUUUCGAAAAAGUCUAAAUCAGAUCCCAAUGCACCGGCAAGCGAUCGUAUACCACUGCCAGAGAUGAAGGAUGCAGAUAAAAUGGAAAAAGUGAAAGCAUUGCGCGAGUCUUCUAAGCGAGUACCGUUGAAUAAAGAUUCAUUACCAUCGGUGUGCUUCUAUACUAUACUAAAUGCACAUAAUACAGUAACUUGCGCUGAAAUUUCAGAAGAUUCAACCAUGAUGGCUGUUGGAUUUACAGAUUCUAGCAUUAAAGUGUGGUCACUCACUCCAGCAAAGCUUCGUGAGAUGAAAAGUGCUGAAUUACUCAAAGACAUCGACAAAGACGCGGAGGACAUUAAUACUCGUAUGAUGGAUGACCGCACAGGCGAGUCAUCACGCACGUUUUAUGGACACAGCGGACCGAUUUAUCGUUGUGCCUUUGCACCUGAAAAAAAUUUAUUACUUUCCUGCUCUGAAGAUACAACUAUACGGUUAUGGUCAUUCCACACAUGGACGUGUAUAGUAGUAUACAAAGGACACCUCUUUCCGGUAUGGGAUGUUCGUUUUUCGCCUCAUGGUUACUAUUUCGCCUCGUGUUCGUAUGAUAAAACUGCACGUCUUUGGACAACAGAUUCAAAUCAGCCGUUAAGGAUAUUUUGUGGCCAUUUAUCUGACGUGGAUUGUGUUCAAUUUCAUCCGAAUUCCAAUUACAUAGCCAGUGGUUCCAGCGAUCGAACGGUGAGAUUAUGGGAUGUGCUAAACGGCCAACUAGUCCGACAAAUGUGCGGUCAUAAAGGACCCAUUUAUGCUUUAGCAUUCUCCACUUGUGGGCGAUAUUUGGCGUCUGGCUCCUCCGAUCAUUCUGUGCUUAUUUGGGACUUAUCACACGGUCAACUUGUAUCUUCGUUAUUGCGACAUACAGGUUCAAUACAUACGAUGUCUUUCAGUCGUGACGGAAAUAUCCUCGCUGUAGGUGGACUAGAUUGUAUGUUGACUUUGUGGGACUUCUCAAAGCUAACUGAAGAAUAUUUGUCACAGAGUGGAGGGUCCUCUCACAAUCCUGAUCUUAACGAUAGUGAGACAUAUUUGCUACGUUCUUAUCCAACGAAAUCCACACCAUUCUUAGCAUUACAUUUUACGCGUCGUAAUUUAUUAUUAGCCGUUGGUAUGUUCAAGUCUUCAUAAAAAGUAUCAUAAAUGAAGUUCAAGUUCUUAUUAACUUAGUUUAAGUCAUCGGGAACAAUAAAUAUAAUUUAGUAUUAAACAUACAUUUUAAUAUGGAAUAAAUUCAUUUCUAAGCUAUACUUAAAUUCAUUAA
Messenger RNA from Ceratitis capitata (Mediterranean fruit fly), 2362 nucleotides. RefSeq names its product transcription initiation factor TFIID subunit 5 (gene Taf5). The record is from RefSeq and is a predicted model, not a curated record. The coding region runs from base 175 to 2229 and encodes 684 amino acids. The transcript has a single exon. Gene Ontology annotation, cellular component: transcription factor TFIID complex. Gene Ontology annotation, biological process: transcription initiation at RNA polymerase II promoter. NCBI's taxonomy places the organism in Eukaryota, Metazoa, Arthropoda, Insecta, Diptera, Tephritidae. Gene Ontology annotation, molecular function: RNA polymerase II general transcription initiation factor activity; protein binding.